Adelges cooleyi (spruce gall adelgid) is the source of this 2057-nucleotide messenger RNA. It is a transcript of the gene noi, whose product is annotated as splicing factor 3A subunit 3. Lineage: Eukaryota; Metazoa; Arthropoda; Insecta; Hemiptera; Adelgidae. The transcript has 2 exons. Gene Ontology annotation, cellular component: spliceosomal complex; nucleus. The record is from RefSeq and is a predicted model, not a curated record. Gene Ontology annotation, molecular function: RNA binding; zinc ion binding. Bases 242 to 1747 code for a protein of 501 amino acids. Gene Ontology annotation, biological process: mRNA splicing, via spliceosome.
GUAUGAACAUAAAAUAAGUAGUCAAUCUUGUCGAGUCUAUAUUACCAUUGUCUAUUAGCAUUAUGAAUUCAGAAUUAUGAUUUGUGAUUAUUACUAGUAUUUCCUAUUUAUUUUUUAAUAUUUGACUUAGUUUAAUUUUAUAAAAUAGUUUUUGGUCGAUCAGUAGUAACUAGUAAAUAAUAUUUGUUUUCAACUAAUCGUGCCGAUAUUUGUUUACUGUCUAUGCUAUAAAAUAGAAUUUAUGAUGGAGACGUUAAUAGAACAACAGCGCCGUUAUCAUGAAGAAAGAGAGCGUUUAGUUGAUGCCAUGGUUAAAGAAAUGCUUUUCAAAAAGCCUACAACCAGAGAUGUAAUAAAUUCCGAACACCGUCUUAAGUUAUUACUUGAUCAGUAUACAGAAAGCACCAAUAAACUUCGAGAGUUUUAUGAAGACAAAGAUGGUUUACGUAAAGAAGAAAUUGCCUCAAUAUCAGGACCAAGUGAAUUCACAGAGUUCUAUUCUCGUUUAAAAAAUAUUAAAGAUUUCCACAAAAAACAUCCCAAUGAAAUAUCUGUACCGUUGUCUGUUGAAUUUGAAGAAUUAAAUAAUCUCCGAGAAAAUCCAUCUGAAGAAAUGUCCAAUAUGGUAGAUUUUACUGACGAGGAAGGUUAUGGACGUUAUUUAGAUUUACAUGAAUGUUAUGAAAAAUAUGUUAACUUAAAAGGAGUUGAAAAAGUUGAUUAUAUCACUUAUCUGUCAAUAUUUGAUCAUUUAUAUGACAUACCUAAAGAUCGUAAAAACUCUGAGUAUAGAAAAUAUAUUGAAGUACUUUUAGAAUACUUGCAUGGCUAUUAUUUACGUGUCAAGCCAUUGCAUAAUAUUGAUAUCGAAAUGGAAAAUGUACUUACAGAAUUUUCAGCCCAGUGGGAGGAAGGGACUUUUCCAGGUUGGCCUAAAGAUACCAGUAGUGCAUUGGCUAACAUAGGAGCUCAUCUCGAUCUAUAUGCAUUUUCUUCUUGGGAAGAGUUAGCUUCACUCGGCCUUGAUCGCUUAAAAUCUGCUUUGAUGGCUUUGGGAUUAAAAUGUGGUGGAACUUUAGAAGAAAGAGCUCAACGAUUAUUUUCAACUAAAGGAAAAUCUUCAAUAGAUCCGUCUCUGUUAGCUAAAGGUAAACCCGGAAAAAUGAACCGCAAUAAAGAACAAGAGCGACAAAAAGAAUCGGCAUUACAAGAGGCUCAAAUUUACAGAUUUUGUGAGCUUUUAGCUGAACAAAGGUUAGCUACAAAAGAAAAUGUACAAAGGAGGCAAGCACGCACUGAAGGUGAACGUGACGAUUCUGAAAAUGAAGCAAGCGCAACUGAGUCUGAAGAUGAACAGGGAGACGAUAUUCCAUACAACCCAAAAAAUUUACCUCUUGGUUGGGAUGGAAAACCUAUACCAUACUGGUUAUAUAAAUUACAUGGAUUAAAUAUAAGUUACAAUUGUGAAAUUUGUGGCAAUUUCACUUACAAAGGUCCUAAAGCAUUUCAACGACAUUUCGCUGAAUGGAGACAUGCACACGGUAUGCGAUGUUUGGGUAUUCCAAAUACAGCUCAUUUUGCUAAUGUUACUCAAAUUGAAGAUGCUUUAGCCCUAUGGGAAAAAUUGAAAACUAUGAAACAUGAUGAACGGUGGCAACCUGAAAAUGAAGAAGAAUUUGAAGAUUCUCAAGGAAACGUAGUCACUAAAAAAACUUACGAAGAUCUUAAAAGACAGGGAUUAUUAUAAAGUCCAAUCAAUAUUAAAAAUAUGUUUUUAUUUUUUAAGUACCUGUAUUCAUUUCUAUAUCCAAUUAGUAAUUUGUAAAGUUUUGUAAAAGAAAACAAGAUUUCUUUUUAUGGACUAUUUGUUGUUUUUAUAUAUAAAAACUAUAAUAAUUAAUCAACAUAUUAAUUUAUAAAAUAAAAAAAAUAAAUUUAAUGAUUUUUUAAUUAUUAAUAAUACGACUAGAGACAGUAUGAACUGGUAAUUAAAGUAUACUGGGAAUUGUAGUUCAUGUAUUUUUUAUAGCAAUAAAUUAAAAAUAUUAUGGCUGUAA